AUGGGAAAUGGUUCAGUGAAACCCAGGUACCUGAAGAGGCCAGACAGCCAUGUCGGAAGUUGUCCUUUCGGUUGUUCCCGUUGCAGCAAGGUCCUGAAAGACCCAGGGUUGAGUAUCAGUACCAUCACAGGUGCUGCGGAUAUUCUGAGAAGCAAGAUCUGGGAACUUGAAAAAGAACUGAAGAGGCAGGAGGAAGAGUUACACGAAAGGAACUAUCACAUCCUCGAGCUCCAGGAGCAACUCGCCAAGCAAACGAGGACCAUCUCAGAUCUUACUGAGGAGCUCAAGUGUAAAUGCAUCCAACUGAACAAGCUACAAGAUGUUGUGGUCACCCAAGGGACAAAUCCUUUCCUGUUUUCCACCCUUAUAGAGACACCCAGGGCCAGCCAAGUGGCAGGCAACAACAGGAGGAGGGGUGCAAAGGAAGGGGUGUCUGCAGAGCCAACCACCCGGACAUAUGACCUAACUGAGCAACCUCGGUUUUCUUUUGAAAAAGCCAGAGUCAGGAAGGCCUCCAGCGAGAAAAAGCUAAUCACGGAUGCUCUGAGUAGAAACCAGUUUCUGAAAAGGCUGGACCCACAGCAGAUCAGAGAUAUGGUAGAAUGUAUGUACGGAAGAACAUACCAGCAAGGAAGUUACAUAAUCAAACAAGGAGAACCUGGAAAUCAUAUAUUUGUACUGGCAGAAGGUAGAUUGGAGGUUUAUCAGCAUAACAAAUUUCUGUCAUCAAUUCCUGUGUGGACGGCAUUUGGGGAAUUAGCUAUUUUAUACAAUUGCACAAGGACAGCCUCCGUGAAAGCUGUCACCAGUGUGAAAACAUGGGCAUUAGACAGAGAGGUUUUUCAAAAUAUCAUGAGAAGAACAGCUCAAGCAAGGCACGACCAAUAUAGAAACUUUCUGAGAAGUGUUUCUUUACUGAAGGAUUUACCUGAAGAUAAACUAACCAAGAUUAUAGACUGCUUGGAAGUGGAAUACUAUGACAAAGGUGACUGCGUUAUCCGUGAGGGAGAGGAAGGAAGUACCUUCUUUGUUAUAUCCAAGGGAAAG
This is a messenger RNA of Python bivittatus (Burmese python), 1047 nucleotides long. The record is from RefSeq and is a predicted model, not a curated record. Lineage: Eukaryota; Metazoa; Chordata; Lepidosauria; Squamata; Pythonidae.